Rodentolepis nana is the source of this 858-nucleotide messenger RNA. The record is from the annotation of a GenBank genome assembly. Lineage: Eukaryota; Metazoa; Platyhelminthes; Cestoda; Cyclophyllidea; Hymenolepididae.
AUGGCCUCCGAAAUCACUGAUGUAAAUUACUGGAAACAAAAGGCCGAAGAAUAUAAGCAAUUAUGGGAAGAGGAAAAAGAAGAAUUCAAAGAGUUUCAGUUUAAUUCUAAAGAAUUGGAAUCUGAGCUCGAAACCCAAUUGGAUUUGCUCGAGAAGAGUAACGCUGAACUUCAAGCCAAGUUGGAACGUAUUACUAUAGAGAAUGAGACUAGUUAUGAAAAGCAUGAUGCAGUAGUUGCCAGACUUAAUAGGCAAAUCACAAAUUUACAAGAUGAAGUCAACAACCUCAAGACAGAAUCCGCCCAUAGAAAGGACUAUAUCCGUCAAUUAGAGCAGGCCAAUGAUGACCUUGAGCGAUCUAAUCGAAAUGCCCUGGCCUCAAUUGGGGAUAUUGAGGAUAGGCUGAAUCAGGUUCUUGAAAAGAAUGCGUUGCUUGAAGUGGAAUUAUAUGAAAAGGAGGAACUUAAUGUUUGUAUUCAGAGGCUUAAAGACGAAGUUAGAGAAUUGAAUCAGGAGCUUAACAUUCGGUCCCGUGCUCCUAUAACCCCGGAAAAAUCUAUUCCUCCUCAAAUUCCAGUUGACCAUAUAAUUCGAGAUACCACCGAGGCCUGUAUGCAAACGGAAGGCCAAAUGCGUACCCCCUCUUUGCCUGCUGUCCCAUCCACUCUACCUCGUCCGCUUACCCCCUCCACACGGAUUACGGCCCUUAAUUUGGUUGGUGAUCUCCUACAAAAGGUCGCUCAAUUGGAAGCCAACUUCGCCAAUGCCUGCCGAUGCUAUGACGCUGUGCCUACAAAACUCUCGAAAAUUGUCGAUCACCAUGGCCCUACACCUACCGCGAACGGUGCCGCACACUAA